CAGGAACAAUGAUGUCAAAGUAGAUCCUCUGGAACAUCCAAGGUCCUCAAUAUUAAGAUCUUCAUCAGUGAUGGAAAUUAUCAGAUAUGAGCCAUCAUCAGGAACAAUGACGUCAAAGUAGAUCCUCUGGAACAUCCAAGAUCCUCAAUAUUAAGAUCUUCAUCAGUGAUGGAAAUUAUCAGAUAUGAGCCAUCAUCAGGAACAAUGAUAUGAAAAUCCUCUAGAACAGCCAAGAUCCUCAAUAUAAGGAUCCUCAUCAGCGAUGGACAAAAUCAGAAUCUACAAGGCCUGAGUUAUAUGAAGAGGUGAAAUUAUAUAGAAAUGCUCGUGAGAGAGAGAAGCACGAUAAUAUGACAGAUUUGUAUGCUGUUAUUAGUACAAUGCAACAUUUAGAAAAGGCUUACAUAAGAGACUGUGUUACACCUCAGGAAUAUACAGCAGCAUGUUCAAAGCUGCUAGUUCAAUAUCGGGCAGCAUUCAAACAAGUUCAAGGUGAUGAUUUCCCUAAUGUUGAAGCAUUUAUAAAUAAGUACAAGCUAGACUGUCCUGCAGCUUUAGAACGUAUUAAAGAAGAUCGACCAAUUACUAUCAAAGAUGAUAAAGGCAAUACAAGUAAAUGUAUUGCUGAUAUUGUUUCACUAUUUAUAACUCUGAUGGACAAAUUACGUUUACAAAUACGUGCUAUGGAUGAACUUCAUCCAGAUGUCAGAGACCUGGUAGAAACCAUGUCAAGAUUGAGUUUGUUACCUGCUGAUUUCGAAGGAAAACUAAAGAUUGGAUCUUGGCUAUCUCGAUUGAAUAAUAUGCAAGCCUCUGAUGAAUUGUCUGAUUCAGAAGUCAGACAGCUAUUAUUUGAUUUAGAAAGCUCAUAUGAUGCUUUUAAUAAAACUCUUCAUCAAACUUAGUUUUGAAAUAACAGUUAUAUAUAUGAUA
Molecule: messenger RNA, 933 nt
Organism: Ctenocephalides felis (cat flea)
Lineage: Eukaryota; Metazoa; Arthropoda; Insecta; Siphonaptera; Pulicidae
Product: vacuolar protein sorting-associated protein 28 homolog
Exons: 9
Coding region: 351-905 (184 amino acids)
Biological process (GO): protein transport to vacuole involved in ubiquitin-dependent protein catabolic process via the multivesicular body sorting pathway
Cellular component (GO): ESCRT I complex
Molecular function (GO): protein-containing complex binding
Source: RefSeq, a predicted model, not a curated record